Molecule: messenger RNA, 3930 nt
Organism: Naegleria lovaniensis
Lineage: Eukaryota; Heterolobosea; Eutetramitea; Acrasida; Naegleriidae
Exons: 2
Coding region: 1-3930 (1309 amino acids)
Molecular function (GO): ubiquitin-protein transferase activity; protein binding
Source: RefSeq, a predicted model, not a curated record
AUGAUCAACAACUUUCGUCGUCUUUUCCACUCGAGCACAACUGAUGACGACCUUCUGCACACGCUCGAUGACUUUGACCGAGCCAAUAACAACACUCCUCGAUCGGUAACAAGUGGAAGCACGAAUGACGAACAACAACAACUCGUCUCGAACAGUACUUCUUUACAAAAAUCAUCCGAUUUGGAAUUUUUAGAAAAUUCAAAUACAACUUCGACGGCCACCGAUUGUUCGCAACAACACAAUUAUUAUGAAAUAUUCAACAAAAUUUCUCAUCACAAGACUCAUCUCAACAAGGUCAUGAGUAUUUCUGUGGAUCAUCGACAUAAAAAUAACAUUUAUUACACGACAGCUAUGGAUGGUGUCGCGUGUCGAUGGAAGUUGGUCGAGUUGGUGAAAAAUCGAAUGAGUGCUCAGAUUGAAUUGCCAUCUUCGAGUUUGACAUCGAGUUCCUCCUUUUCCUUUCCAAAUAUGGAAGACUUAUCCAAUUUAUUGGAAUUGGAUUUUAUGUAUGAACGACAAACAGGAGCUGUCCUUUCACACUGUCUAUUUCAUGAAUUUUUAUUGACAGGAAGUGACGAUCAUUUUUUAACACUCUUUUACAUUCAUAAUGAAAAACCCAUGACACGAAUCAAGUGCAACGAUGUGGUGACUUCAAUUUUUGCGUUUGAUUAUUUGGCCAAUGAUUUUAACAUUGUUGGAAGUGUUUUGGUUGGUUUGAGAAAUGGUGAAUUGAACAUGUUCUCAAUUUUGAAACAAUACAGCAAACUUGGAAAAUGGACAGGUGUUGCAUUGAUUCCCAAUGAGACAUUUAAUAGAAAUCAUACACCACGUCAUGCGCGACAAAUUAAUUUCAUGACCAUUUGUCCUUCGAAAGAGGUGUUGGAAAAUUAUGUCAUGAAUCAAUCGCAAGUUCCAUCGGCUCUUUCGAUUUUAACGUCGACGACGAGUGGACAACAAGGUACUGCAGGAAGUGGUGGUGUUGCAAAUCAUUCACAACAAACAUUGAGUCAUCAUUCGAACACAACAUCUUCGACGGGUCAUUCCAACAAUGUCUCUACUCACAACAACAACAACAACCAUUCGAUCAAUGCUUCCACUCCCGAAAUUGAUUACUCGACUGUGAAAUCCAACGGAGGUCCCUACUCGGAUCCGUUUUUGAUUGUGUCAGCAGCCAAUGAUUGUUUUGUCAAGAUUUGGUCACCCUCGACUGGAGAUUUAUUGUUUUUGAAAGAAUUUGAUUCGCCUUGCACGAAGGUCAUUACAACUUCAUUUCGACGCGAUUCUGUUCGACAUCGAUUCUUUUUCGUGUCACACUACAAUGAUCUUUCCAUUUUCACAGUGAAUACCAAAUCGAAAUAUGCCACUGAUUUCAGAGUUCACUACAAUAUUAAUCAAUUCUUUCUGCAUCAAUUUUCUGAAUUUAUUGAUAAGAAUUUGAAUGAUUCAUCCACCACGACCACAACAUCAUCAUCGACAAGUAGUACCAAAACUGAAAAAUCUCAAAAAGUCAAAACCCAAUCCUCUCAUUCUGCUGCUACUUCACGCCGUGAUCGAGGAUAUUCCACAGCACUCUCUGUGAAGGAAAAUUCUCAGACUAGUAGUAAUACUAGUUCAACAACUGUUCACAACAACAACAAAUCAACAAGUGUUCACACUCUGAACGAAAUUCCAGUGAGUAAGAAUGGAUAUAUUUAUCUGAUUGGUUGGAAUUCCAUGCAAGCUCGAUUAGAAAUUUGGCUCUAUAAUUUGUUUGAUCAGAAAGCAAAACCUACUUCUCAAUAUCAACAAAAAUUACAAGGUGUGACAUUUUUACAAAAUUUAACAUUGGACAGGAGUAGUGUUGUUCAGGAGAGGACCGAUCUGAUUACGACCUUUUCAGUCGUGUACAGCACGUUUAAAAAAACAAGUGUGAAAAAGUUAAUUUUGAGAAAAUCCCUUAUAGAAGCAAGUUCAAUGGACACGACAUCAUUGUUAGUUUCCUCUUCGAAUAAUACUGUGACCAUUGUCAAGACUCAAUCACCUUCUUCUCCUAAAACUCCACCGACAGCUUUGAAAAUCAUGCCACAACUGUAUUGCAAUGCUGAAUUUAGAGAUUUGUAUCAUAUGGCCACGACAAAGAGAGCAGCUGAAAUGAGAAAUCCAGUCAAAAUUGCACAAUUGAUACAAAAUUUUAGUAAGGAAUUGAGUGAAAUUGGAUCCAUUGAUGCAAAAUUAACAUUCCUUCAACAAUUAUACACCAAUAGCAACAAUCAUUCACCAGAUUCCAAAUUUAAUUUCAUUUUCAACAUUUCACACACCAUUCUCUGUGACGAUCAAGAACUUGUUCAAAAAUCCAAACGUGCACUUUCUCAACUCAAUCAAGAAGUUCUCACUUCAAGAAAAUCCACUUCUCUCCACAAGAAAUUCAUGUACAUUCGUGAAGUGUCUCUCAAAAUGGGUGAAACCAAAUUAACAGUGUUGAACUAUGAUCAUUACAUUUCAUUUCUGAAAGAUUUUUGCAAUGAAGAAGGCAUUCACAAAUUAAUUCAUGUUCAAGUGAGUUCAAGUUCGGCUCGAAAAAUUGCCAUUCUCGUUCAAGAUGUGAUCAAGACAUUUUUCAAACCUGUCAAAACAUGUCGACAUUCGUACAAGUAUCAUUUGAAACCUUUUCAUGAAAUUAGAAAUUAUGAAAAAUGGCUUUCCAAUUUGGGAUGUGAAAAAUUUCAAGAUAUUUAUAUUGGAUUGGGUCGAAUGAUGGGUUUCAUGAUGUUACAACCAUAUUUAUUUGUCGAAGAUUUCUUUCCCACUCGAGUCGUUGUCAAGACCAUUUUAGGACAUGCCAUUCAAUUUUGUGAUUUUUCAGAUUUUGGAGUUGAAUAUUCUGUAUUGAAACAAGUGAUCGAGAAGAGACACGAUGGAACAAAAACUCUCGAACAAGUAAUUCAUGAAAUUUCACGAGAUGAAUUUUAUGAAAAUUUAUUAUUCAAUAAUGAACAUUGGAAAAAAAAAGAAUUCUGGAAAUCUCUCAUGCAAUCGAAUCGCGUCACGGAAGACAACAAAGUGACACUCGUGCAACAAGUGGUGUCAUACUUGUUAUUUUCAAACAUUUCACAAGAAUUACAAUGUUUAUUGAAAGGACUUUAUCAAUUUUUACCUUCUUUGGAUUGUAUUCGUGAAUUAUUGGAUGAAAUGGAAUUGACAUGUUUAUUGACUGGAACGAAAUUGAUUCAUUCGGAUUUUGUCAUUUUUAACAAUCAUCCUCCAUCCACCACAACUCAGAAUUCCACACAACAACAACAAGUUCCAUCGAAUCAAGCACAUUCAAAUACAUCAUUCACGGAUCCUCAACUCGGUUCAUCGAUUGAAACGGAUCCUUGUAUGGCUUGGUUAUGGGAAUUUAUUUAUGACGAUAUGGAUGCAUCGAUUGUGGCAGAUAAUUUGAAAACUUGUUUACUUUCUAAAAAGUCACUCUCUCUCAAGAAUGAUCUCAUGUAUUAUACACCCAUUCCUAUCAUUUGUCGAGAUGAUCAAUUGAAAGAGGACAUUCAAUUUAAUGCAGAGGAACAUGAAAUGAGAAUUGGGACUUUCCAGAAUAAGCAAAAAUUCUUUGAAUGUUUAUUGUAUCAUAUUGAACAGAAUGCGAGUCGAAGAUCGACAGUGAGUGGAAGUGGCGUCUCGUCACCACGUACUCCAUUAUUAAUGUCUCCUUCGACGCAACCAUUGAAUUUACCACCAGUUGCUGUGAAUUCUUCACACAUUCCCACGCCAGACAUUUUUGACACACCACAUGCGGCAGUUGCUGACACCACCUCCGCACCAACAACAACUACAACAACAAAUGAACCUUUGAAGCUCAUGAUUGGUGGUGAUUCGACGACGAGUUUAAUUUCCACUUCGGUAGACACGACUGGCAGUGAAGAUUCCACCUAUUCUGAUUUGAGUAAUAAAUAA